AUGACUGAAAGGAAAGGUUAUGCUGGAAAUGGGCUUGUUCAUGUUAAAAACCCUUAUUUGGAGUCAAUGGACGAAGAUGUUCUUUAUCACUUCAGUUUAGGAACUAAAACACACAACCUACCAGUGAUGUUCGGUGACAUAAAGUUUAUCUGCGUUGGUGGCAGCCCUAACAGAAUGAAAGCUUUUGCUCAGCUCAUGCACAAAGAACUUGGACUUGAAGGAGAUGGGAAAGACUUGAAAGAUAUUUGUGCUGGGACAGAUCGGUAUUCUAUGUACAAGGCUGGACCAGUGCUCUCCAUCACUCAUGGGAUGGGUGUUCCUUCCAUUUCUAUUAUGCUUCAUGAGCUAAUCAAGUUACUACACCAUGCAAAAUGCCGUGAUGUUACUAUUAUACGCAUCGGUACUCCUGGGGGCUUAGGCAUUGACCCUGGAACUGUUGUAAUAACAGACAUCGCAGUGGAUUCAUUUUUUAAGGCUCAGUUUCAGCAGGUGAUACUGGAUAAUAUAGUUAUACGAAGCACUGAACUUGAUAAGGACCUUGUUGAGGAGCUACUGAACUGCAGCAAAGAGAUUCAUGACUUUCCAACGCUUACUGGGCAUACUAUGUGCACCUAUGAUUUUUAUGAAGGUCAAGGACGAUUAGAUGGAGCAUUGUGUUCUUUUUCCAAUGAAAAGAAGUUAGAGUACUUAAAGAGAGCUUAUGAUGCUGGUGUUAGAAAUAUUGAAAUGGAGUCAACUGUAUUUGCUGCUAUAUGUAGACUUUGUGGUCUAAAAGCUGCUGUUGUCUGUGUGGCACUCCUUAACCGACUUGAAGGUGACCAGAUUAAGGCACCCCAUGAAGUUCUAGUAGAAUAUCAGCGACGUCCUCAGCAUCUGAUCUCAAUUUUUAUCAAAAAGCGUCUUGGGUUAUAUAACCAAAUGGAAUUACUAGACAAUGCAUUUUUCCUGAAUAACUAA
Gopherus evgoodei (Goodes thornscrub tortoise) is the source of this 957-nucleotide messenger RNA. RefSeq names its product uridine phosphorylase 2 (gene UPP2). Lineage: Eukaryota; Metazoa; Chordata; Testudines; Testudinidae. The record is from RefSeq and is a predicted model, not a curated record. Gene Ontology annotation, molecular function: uridine phosphorylase activity. Gene Ontology annotation, cellular component: cytoplasm; cytosol. The transcript has 7 exons. The coding region runs from base 1 to 957 and encodes 318 amino acids. Gene Ontology annotation, biological process: nucleotide catabolic process; uridine catabolic process.